Messenger RNA from Aspergillus terreus NIH2624, 1833 nucleotides. Its product is annotated as FGGY-family carbohydrate kinase. Lineage: Eukaryota; Fungi; Ascomycota; Eurotiomycetes; Eurotiales; Aspergillaceae. Gene Ontology annotation, molecular function: kinase activity; phosphotransferase activity, alcohol group as acceptor. Gene Ontology annotation, biological process: carbohydrate metabolic process. The coding region runs from base 1 to 1833 and encodes 610 amino acids. The record is from RefSeq and is a predicted model, not a curated record. The transcript has 3 exons.
AUGGCGUCCUCCAUGUCCAUGCCUUUCCGCCGCCCCUCUCGCCAGGGCUCCCGCCAGGCCUCCAUGGAUGCCCGCGAGGACAUCCAACCCCACCAGGACCACUACAUUGGAAUUGAUGUCGGCACCGGAAGCGCACGCGCCUGCAUCAUCGACAGCAAAGGUGACAUUGUCGGAUUGGCCUCAGAGAACAUCGGUCUCUGGCAACCCCAAACCGGUUACUAUGAACAAUCCACGACCGACAUCUGGCGGUGCAUUUGCCUGUCCGUUCAGCGCGCCAUCAGCCAGCACAACAUCGACCCCCAGACCGUCCGCGGUAUCGGUUUCGACGCAACCUGCUCGCUGGCUGUGUUUUCGACCGUCACUGACGAGCCCGUCUCCGUCACCGGCCCCAAUUUCGAUUCAGACCGCAAUGUCAUCCUCUGGCUGGACCACCGUCCCGUCGAGGAGACUGAGAAAGUCAACGCGACCAACCACAACCUGCUGCGCUACGUCGGCGGCAAGAUGUCCAUUGAAAUGGAGAUCCCCAAGGUCCUGUGGCUGAAGAACAACAUGCCCAAGGAAGUCUUUGAUCAGUGCAAGUUCUUUGACCUUGCCGAUGCGCUGACCCACAUUGCUACCGGAAAUGAGAAGCGGAGCUUCUGCAGCGUCGUCUGUAAGCAGGGCUAUGUCCCGGUGGGCGUGGACGGCAGCGUCAAGGGCUGGCAGGAGGAUUUCCUGAAAGAGAUCGGACUGGAGGAUCUGAUGGAGGACAACUUCAAGCGCAUGGGUGGUGUCGACGGGGUGAAUGGUGAUUAUCUCAGUGCCGGUGAACUGGUGGGCACUCUCUGCGAGAAGGCCGCCUCCGAACUAGGCCUUCCGGCCGGCAUCGCCAUCGGUAGCGGCGUCAUCGACGCAUAUGCCGGCUGGAUCGGCACCGUUGGCGCCAAAGUCAACCUCGAAUCAGAGCAAUUGAGCGCCGACGUCGCGAAGAACGACAAGACGCAGGCCUUCUCGCGCCUCGCUGCCGUCGCCGGCACGUCAACCUGCCAUCUCGCCAUGUCGCCCGACCCCGUGUUCGUUCCGGGCGUGUGGGGACCGUAUCGGGACACCAUCCAGCCGGGAUACUGGAUGGCCGAAGGCGGGCAGUCGGCGACAGGCGAGCUGCUCAAACAUGUCAUUGAGACGCACCCUGCGUUCAACCAGGCCCUGUCCAUCGCCGAGUCCUACAACGCCAACAUCUACGAAUACCUGAACGAGCAUCUAAAGGAGAUGGCCCAUGACCGCAAGGUCCCCAACGUCUCCUACCUAGGCCGCCAUCUCUUCUUCUACGGCGACCUCUGGGGCAACCGGUCUCCCAUCGCCGACCCGAACAUGGCGGGCGCCAUUGUUGGUCUGACCAGCGACAAGUCCGUCGACGGUUUGGCGCUUUACUACUACGCCACGCUGGAGUUCAUCGCCCUGCAGACCAAGCAGAUCGUCGAGACCAUGAACAAGGCCGGCCACAGCAUCACCUCCAUCUUCAUGUCGGGAUCGCAGUGCCAGAAUGACAUCUUGGUCGGCCUGGUCGCCUCAGCCUGCCAGAUGCCCGUCCUCAUCCCCCGGUACAUCCACGCCGCCGUGUGCCAUGGCGCUGCCAUGCUCGGCGCGAAGGCCGCCAGUGCCGAUGCCGAGGGCAAGACCGAGGACCUGUGGGAGAUCAUGGAUCGCAUGAGCAAGCCGGGCAAGAAAAUCAUGCCGACCAACGACCCGAAGGAGAAGGCCCUCCUGGAAGCCAAGUACAAGGUGUUCCUCGAGCAGUGCUACAAGCAGCAGGAAUAUCGGGCGCUGGUGGACAAAGCCCUGGAAUCGAACUGA